UUCAAAAAAACUAUUACACAAUUGUCCCAUCCUGGUCUGGACGAUCACGAAAACGCCUUCUCUCCUGAGUCCUUGGCAAGAACCCCCUCGACGGCUACGUAUGUGGAUGUUUUCCCCACUGAUGCGUGGAGUCGCAAAAAUUCAUUCGAAAAGGAGGCAGAGGUGUCGACUCCUAGCCUUGAGUUCGAGCAUGUGACUCAAAGAUUAUUCACUACCUACUUCAUAUAUUUUGUCUGCGGAUGGGGUGAUGGAGUCACCGCUACUGUUCUUCCCUCAUUUGAGAAAGACUUUGGUUUGAGCUAUACUAUGUGCUCCUUAUUGUUUACAGGCAGUACGGUCGGGUCUGUGAUCGGCACCAUCCUACUUGAACGAAUUGUCAACUUCCUUGGUCAAUUUUACCCAUCUUUGGAUCAACACACCUAUUUUCCCGCCGUUCCGUUUUUUGAUCGCCUGUUCACCAAGAAUGUGUCUGCAGCUCUCCCUUGCGAUGUCGGUUAUUCGCCCGCAAAAGCACGAUUUUCCUCGCUCGUCCUUGGAGGUCUCCUUCAUCCUCUGUUCUUUGUUGUAAUGGGUACCGCUCGUAAUUAUCCCGCGUUAUUUCUGGCAUAUGCCAUUGCCGCGUUUGCACGCUCUUUCUGGACCGGUGAGCACUCGAAUUUUUACGUUGUGUCUACACCCAAGAAGCCCCUUGGGGUUUUACUGGGAUGUUGGUGUAUUGGGUCAUUUUCAGCGCCGCUUGUGUGCCAAACACUCAUGGCAGAGGGAAUUCCCUGGAAGCAUUUUUAUCUUGGCUCCUUAGUUAUUUCUGCAGUUGCUUUGAGCUUGAUCAUCUUUUCCUUCCGCCCGACGCGCAACGAGUUUCUGGCAGACUGCAAGAUCGCACUCGACGCUAUGAAAAUUACGCCGAGUGCCAACGGCCCUGGGACUGACACGACGAUACAACCAUCCCACGCAGAGAAAGUCCGAGAUUCCUCUACCCGCCCUCUCUACCUGGCUUUGUCAAUGCCAUACCAAUGGGCCUUUUCGUUGUUCGCGUUUAUUUACAGCGGCAGCGAAACCACUUUUCAAGGAUUUAUCGUAACCUAUCUCCUUACCAAUCGAGGUUCUAGUCCAAAUACUGUCGGAUACGUCAGUAGCGGCUUUUGGGGAGGCAUGGCCGCUGGCAGAAUUUUAUGGGGAUACUAUUGCACAGGCUUGACCUUUACCCAACGCAAACGCAUUAUUCAUGCAUGCACGUCCGUCACUCCAUUCAUGACUCUGAAAAGCGUUUCCUUCCUCAUGACCAUCCUUAUUUGGUUUGUUGACUCGACAAUCGAGAACGCCCUUUCAUCCGCCGUGGUGGGUUUGAUGUAUGGGCCUAUAUUUCCCGGGACACUAGGCCUUUGCAACGAUAUCCUUCCGAGAGACGUGCACAUGGUUUCAAUGGCUAUUCUCACUGCUGUUGCUAGCGCAGGAAGUGCCGUGCUCCCCUUCAUCACCGGUAUAAUCUCGAACAAGGACGGCAUGAGAGUCUUCUGCUAUGUAACAGUCUCUCAAAAUGUGGCCAUGUUCGUCCUUUGGCUCUUCUUCCCCUCGUCUCUGCCU
This is a messenger RNA of Suillus discolor, 1584 nucleotides long. Its product is annotated as MFS general substrate transporter. The annotation marks the transcript as partial. Gene Ontology annotation, biological process: transmembrane transport. The transcript has 13 exons. Gene Ontology annotation, molecular function: transmembrane transporter activity. The record is from RefSeq and is a predicted model, not a curated record. Gene Ontology annotation, cellular component: membrane. NCBI's taxonomy places the organism in Eukaryota, Fungi, Basidiomycota, Agaricomycetes, Boletales, Suillaceae.